Messenger RNA from Tribolium castaneum (red flour beetle), 3009 nucleotides. Its product is annotated as ephrin-B1. Bases 775 to 1575 code for a protein of 266 amino acids. The transcript is spliced from 2 exons. Gene Ontology annotation, cellular component: plasma membrane. NCBI's taxonomy places the organism in Eukaryota, Metazoa, Arthropoda, Insecta, Coleoptera, Tenebrionidae. Gene Ontology annotation, biological process: ephrin receptor signaling pathway; axon guidance. The record is from RefSeq and is a predicted model, not a curated record. Gene Ontology annotation, molecular function: ephrin receptor binding.
UUUUGGUAUGCAAUGAAAUAGAGCUAGCAUUCAGGCGGGUGUUAAAUUUUCGAUCAAAACAACUAGGAAAAAUGAUAUAACUGAUCGAAGUGAGGAAUUGCAGUCUGCUAGGCAUUAAUAUGGAGUUUAACCUAUUAUAUUGAACCGAUUUAUAGGAACAGCAUGAAAGUAUUGAAACAUUUGUUCUAUGUGAAAAGUUUAAAAGACAGCGGAAAAUAAUCUUGCGGAUUUAUGACAUUUAUUCCUUUCCACAUUACUGUUAGUGUUUCAGCCAAGGAAUUGCAUGGUUAUGGUUGAUUUUCUAUCAUAAACCGAAGACAAUUGUACCGUCAUUCCACUCGUAAUCAUUUAGAAAAAGCAGCUGAUUAGAAAGCAUUAAUGAACUUGUGGCUACACUAUAUGUUUUAAGCUUUUUCGAGCAAUUUUUUUACUUUUCUUUUUAAGAAUGUUAUGUGUUGUCUGCAGUGUAGUAGACGAGUUGUAAUCUUUCGGUUGAGCGACAAGUCUAUAAUGAAUUUGAUAAGGAAUCAAUUUUCUAAAUGAAGUGGUAGAAAAUACGUUCGGCUAGUACAUUUUCUCAAUACCUCGAACGUUGUUGGUUCCUCCCCUACUUGUAUGUUUCAAUUACUAAUGACAGGGGAGGGUGCAUUUGACAAUUUUACGUUUCGUACAUGCCUGACACUGAAACAACAUAAUUACAAUUAUAACAUUGACGCUGGAGGAGACAUGUAAAUCGUUUUUUCACCCGUCUCUGAAGAAGAGGAAGGCAUCACGAUGGUCUGGCAACCGAGCAGUGUCCUUGUCAACGGCCUGAUCCUGCUAACGUUCAGCCUACACAGUUUCGUCACGGCAACGAACCCCAGCAGCGCCAAGUUCUACACCAUCCACUGGAACUCCUCGAACCCGAUCUUUCGCAUCGACAACACCGACAACGUGAUCGACGUGAACCGCUACAACCUGAAGUUCGAGUACGACCAGGUGAACCUCAUCUGCCCCGUGUACGUCCCGGGCACCCGCGACGAGGAGAUGGAGAAGUACAUCAUCUACAACGUGUCCAAGGACGAGUACGACACGUGCCGCAUAACGAACCCCAACCCGCGCAUCAUUGCCGUCUGUGACAAACCGUAUAAGUUAAUGUACUUCACCAUAACGUUCCGGCCGUUCACGCCGCAGCCGGGGGGCCUGGAGUUCCUCCCCGGGCACGACUACUACUUCAUCUCGACGUCGACCAGCGACGACCUGCACCGGCGAAUAGGCGGCCGGUGCACGACGCACAACAUGAAGAUCGUGUUCAAGGUGUGGGGGCCCGCGCAGACGUCGCCGCCGCCCGCGCCCGCCACCGUCUCGCGGUGGUGGCCCGUCACGUCGCCGCGCUCCACCUCCACGAGCUCGACGACGACGACGACCAGCACGCCGCCGCCGGUCACGACGACGAAGAAGUCCAAGACCUACGGCGGCAAGCACCCCAACGAGGUCGGCAAGAGCGAGGAACUCACGCUCGGCGGCGGCGCCGCCGUCGGGCCGGUGCAAGUGCUGGUGGUGUGUGCGGUCGCGGUGCUGCUCGCGAUGCGAUGAAAUUUUUCGCGGUACUAAGUAGUUAAGAUGAUUAAAUAAUAAAGAACGUUACGUGUCCCUUUGUGUGUAAUGUACUGUCACGAGUUAUUUUUAAUGAGGAAAAACGACCUAAAACUAUCCUAAUUUUAUAUAAAUAUUGGUAACUAUUAGGCGAUUAAGGUAAAUUAUUGUUCCCACUUCUCAUUUUCGAUCGUCGGUUUUAGAUGCAAACCAGUCCUCGGAUUUAUUAUUGUGUAUAUUUUAGUAACGAAACCGACGACUGAAACCUGACAAUAUAAUUUUUUAUUCGAUUAUCCAUUAUUUUUAAUAUGAAUUGGUGGUGUACAGUUUUUUAUAUGUUGGUGUAGACACUGAAGAUAAUAAAAUAAGAAAAAUAAUUUAAUGCGCAAGCGCAUUGUGACCAAUUCAACGGACUAAACAAAAAAUGUGUAAAUGUUAUAUUUUUCGGUCAGUUGAUUAUUUCGUAGAUUAUAAACAGUGUUGAACAUUUCAAAUAACGGCGUAUUUGUAUAACUGUGAAGACUGAUAAUAGUUUUUAUUGUGUUAAAUAUAAAGUAUUAAUAUCCUUAAUAGCAUAAUCUUGGCGUUUUUAGUCGACAUUUCACUCAACCUCCAUGUACUUAUUACGCGGUGACAGUUUUGUUUUACAGUAAAUGGUUGUGAUUAUUUACCCUUUUAUAGUGCCAGUUUACAAAUUAGACUAAUGCAGACUUCCACUUUAUUUAUUAAUUUAUUUAUUUUCUCUCUAUUUAUACAUCACGGUAGCUUUGUAGAUAGUAAAUUAUUUCACCUUAAAAACUAAACAGGGUGUCGAAUUAACACGCUGUUUAGUAGUUACUUUUAUUCUUCAGGAUAGCCCGGUGAAAUUUACACUUUGCAUAGGAUUUGUUCGUGUCAAUUAUCCUGAAGUGAGGUAGAUUUGUGCAAUAUAAGCUUUCAAUAAUACUCAUCAAUUCUCUCUAUCACACUGUCCAUUUUGAUCUUGCCAUGUAAAAUUAAGGCUUUAAUCGAACAAUACUCCAUCGCACUAAAAACGCCAGAUUGAAGAUGAUUUGUGUCUAGAAAAGUAGUUUUACGAUAUUGUAAUCAGAUGUACUUUUAAUUGCAAGCCAUAGUGAUAAAUAUUUAACUUAUAAAAAACGAAAAUAGCAAUGAUACCAACUGAUCUUGGUUUAUUUAAGUUUUUAACAUAUUUAUUGGGUGACGUUUAGUAACUUCUGCAAACACAUAAACAUGUAAACGGUCGCUUCUUGACGACUCCAUAUAUUUUUCCUUAAAACUAUUUUAUCGAAAUGCUCUGUAUAUAUUUGUAAUUGGUUUUAACAUACGAAAUUUGUGUUACAUUUUAAUAGGUAAACACACUGUAUGUAUUACGAUUGUAAAAUGCACUCACUAUAUAUACAUAAUAUUAUAAAUAUACAUACAUGCCAUUUU